This is a messenger RNA of Wyeomyia smithii (pitcher-plant mosquito), 1451 nucleotides long. It is a transcript of the gene Nf-YC, whose product is annotated as nuclear transcription factor Y subunit gamma. Gene Ontology annotation, biological process: regulation of DNA-templated transcription. NCBI's taxonomy places the organism in Eukaryota, Metazoa, Arthropoda, Insecta, Diptera, Culicidae. The transcript has 4 exons. The coding region runs from base 283 to 1389 and encodes 368 amino acids. Gene Ontology annotation, molecular function: protein heterodimerization activity; DNA binding; DNA-binding transcription activator activity, RNA polymerase II-specific. The record is from RefSeq and is a predicted model, not a curated record. Gene Ontology annotation, cellular component: nucleus; CCAAT-binding factor complex.
AACGCUAGGCUUGAGCCAAUCAAAUGGCCCCCGCUGCUUCGAUUGGUAAAAACUUCUGGUCAAUCAGAAGACAGAGCGCAUCGGAAACCGCCAGCCGCCACCGUUUGGAGCCGUGUGUCGUGAUACGUGUCGGAUAUCAACAACGGGUUGCGUGCUAUUUUUAGUGAAGAACAAAACUAAAGUGAAAAAGUGUCUAAUUUCAUUCGACUGUGCGUCGCAAAUCAGUGGAACUCUUGUGUUGAAGAGCCAGCAGCCAGCGGGAAAUCAACAAACUGCAAAAAAAUGGCAGACUGUACCGCCUCGGGACAAACCCCAACCGGGUCCAAACCGAGCGAAGCCCAGCGCAGCAUCGACGAGUUCUGGCCGGAGCAGAUGUCGGAAAUUCAACGCAUCAAACAUGUCGAACCGGGCAAUCAGGUGCUACCGUUAGCACGGAUCAAAAAGAUCAUGAAACUGGACGAGGACGUCAAAAUGAUCUCCGCCGAAGCACCGCUUCUAUUCGCCAAAGCAGCGGAAAUGUUUAUUCAAGAGCUGACACUGCGAGCUUGGCUGCACACCGAGGAUAAUAAGCGCCGGACGCUGCAGCGCAGCGAUAUUGCUAUGGCUAUUGCCAAGUAUGAUCAGUUUGACUUUCUGAUUGAUAUUGUGCCACGGGAGGAAAUCAAACCGGCCCGGCGAGAUCUUGGGGACAACAGGCAGGUCGUUUCGACGGAUGAUGUGCAGUACUAUCUGCAGCUAGCACAGCAACAUCAACAGGCCUUACAGGGUAGUAGUAGCAGCAGUGCUGCUACAAGCAGCGGUGCGAGUCCAGCUGCCAGUGGAAAUGUGGUUCAAGUGCAAACGGCACCAUCCGUCGCGCAGGUCAAAAUUCAACAACCGCAAAUCCAAACGAUGCAGCAGCAGCAGAUUACCACUAUCGCAGCUCCCAGUCCGAAUAUAAUCCUGACGAAUCCAGCGACGGGUCAAGCCACCAUACAAACUACAGCCCCAACUGCUACCAUAAAUCCCGCUCAACUUGCCCAAGGGCAACCGCUUCAGCUUGUGCAGCAAGUGCUGACACCGACCGGGGAAAUAACUCACAUUCCCAUCCCUUUGACACAAAGCCAGCUGAAUUUCAUCCGCUCACAGAUACAGCUGGGAGGUCCAACAACAAGCACGGGACAAACGGCGACUACCGCCACCGGACAACCAAUCAUCAUUCAGGCACCCCAACUGCAAGCGACACCCACCAUCAUCCAGACUGCACCCGCCGGCGUUUUUCUGAAUGCGGCACAGCUUCAACAGUUACAACAACAGCAACAACAACAUAAUCAACAGCAACAACACCACAUCAUCCAACAGCAAUCACAGCAGCAGCAACAAUCUCAGCAACACCAACAAUACGAGUAGAGUUAUUUUUACACCCCAACUGUAAAUAGAAUUAGAUGUUAAGGAAUAAUAACACAACCGAC